Molecule: messenger RNA, 976 nt
Organism: Drosophila mauritiana
Lineage: Eukaryota; Metazoa; Arthropoda; Insecta; Diptera; Drosophilidae
Product: zinc carboxypeptidase A 1-like
Exons: 3
Coding region: 11-976 (321 amino acids)
Biological process (GO): proteolysis
Molecular function (GO): zinc ion binding; metallocarboxypeptidase activity
Source: RefSeq, a predicted model, not a curated record
UCCCACCAAAAUGCUUUUGCCACUCUUCCUAGUAACUAUUCUCAUAAGUGGAGGGCUAGGAACUCCAGUUCGUUCUCGACCUCAAUAUCAGACGGAUGAUUAUUACACUCACGAAGAGAUACAGGACUACCUAAAAGGACUGGCCAAAAGCUAUACCAGGCACGUGAAAUUGACGAACGUUGGGAAAACCUACGAGAACCGGAACCUCACCACCAUUACAAUAUCAAACGGAGAUGGGCGGAAACACAAGAACGUCAUCUUUAUAGAUGCCGGAUUUCAUGCCAGGGAAUGGCUAACUCAUACGGCAGCCCUAAAUAUCAUCGAUAAGUUGGUUGUGAGCUACGAAGAGAACAAGCAACUCCUGCAGGACUAUGACUGGGUUAUUUUACCAUUGGUGAACGCAGAUGGCUACACAUAUUCCCGGUCGGGAAAGAAGUUCACCAAUGAAACUAUCACAUGCUCAUGCCCUUGUGCCGGGGAUCUUGAAAUUAAAUGUUGGCGAAAGAAUCGCGAACCCAACAAACAGGGAUGCACUGGAACCGAUCUCAACCGGAACUUCGGACAUGGAUGGGGCAAAGGAGACGCCUCGAGUAAUCCAUGCGAAAUUACAUAUAAGGGUCACUCCAAAUUUUCGGCAUCGGAAUCUCAAGCAGUGAGAAGAGUUCUUCUCGAUCUGGCAAGCUCCGGACGAGGCGUAUUAUACCUUUCGAUUCAUUCCCCUGUUGGCGAAAUUUUUUAUCCAUGGGGAGCGGAAGCAAUCAAGGCUGAAAACUACAAAGAGCACGAGGAAGUGGUGCAAGCAGGCAUAGAUGCCAUGGCCAAGGCAAACUUUCAGUUCCCCUCCAUAUACAAGCAAGGUCCCUUAUAUGGCCUCUACCCUACUGGUGGCACCUCAAGACGAAGCACUAGGGCUGUGCCACAUGGUCAGCCGGAUACUGAUAAGCCGUUUGGAUGGACUGGGUUGGUAGUUGGGUAG